UUUGACGUCUGACUGACGUGACGUGCGUGAGAAAUCGUUGAAAGAAAAGACUACAUACGUAUUUUAUUUAUUCUACUUAUGGCGUGGACUAAAUAAACAGAAAUUUAUAACUGUUUUGCAAUUUCGACAACAUUGUACAUUAUUUUGAAAAUUUUCAUGUUUUUCCUUUUUGUGAAUCGUAAACAAUGGCAAAAAGUAAAGUGACUGGCGCUACCAGUAGACUGAAACAAGAUUACCUCAGGCUCAAAAACGAUCCGGUUCCCUAUGUUACUGCGGAACCAGUACCAUCCAACAUCCUGGAGUGGCAUUACGUGGUGAAAGGCCCAGAGAAAAGUCCAUACGAGGGCGGAUACUACCAUGGCAAGAUAAUUUUCCCAAGAGAGUUUCCUUUCAAGCCGCCUUCGAUUUACAUGAUUACACCGAAUGGAAGGUUUAAAACCAACACCAGAUUGUGCCUUAGUAUCACCGACUUCCACCCCGACACGUGGAACCCUGCGUGGUCUAUCUCAACCAUCCUAACUGGUCUACUCAGUUUCAUGCUGGAGAAAACACCGACUUUGGGUUCCAUCGAGACAUCAGACUACCAGAAGCGCUGCUUGGCGGCAGAGUCUCUGGAGACAAACAUCAAGAACAAGAUGUUCUGUGAGUUGUUCCCCGAGUAUGUGGAGGAGAUAGAGCAGCUGCUGAAGCAGCGGCAGGAAGCCAUGCUGCAUGCGGAGGCGGCGCCGCCCGCGCCCGACGGUGAGCUCACCAACGACCACCAGUCCAACAUGCAUUACAUCAUGACAAACUUAUUUGUGCUCGUAGGCUUUGUGUUUCUCGCAUAUAUGGUGAAAUAUGUUCUAGUCUCCAUAUCCAAUGACUAGACAAUAAACUUUUUAAUCUUGUAAAUAUUGUAAUUUAAUUUGUAAAUAAAAUUAUUCCAUUAGAGGCAAAUUUUGAAUCGACACGGCACAUGCAUGAUAGCUGAGAAAAUUGAGACUAGCAAUUUGUAGCUUCAUGCUUAUGUAUUGUUAUUACGUACAUAAUUCACUUAAAAUAAUUGUUAGUUAUAAUUUAUUUUAUGCUUAGGUACUUUUUUUGAUGUAAUUUACAUUUCUAAAAGGAUGGUUACCAAAUGUUAGUAACUUAUAGGGGAUACUCAAGUGUAAUUUUAUUUUAAACUUCAUCCAUUUAUUUAUGGAAUUAAAUUUAUGUUUCUGAUAAUCUCUUUCAAUUUCUUGUCUUCAUUUAAUUUUUAUCCCUUAAUCAUCUCAGUCAACUGUUUUGAGUGUCCCUACAACUGUUUCUCUACUGCAUUUAUUGUGUUUUAAAAGAUAAUAACCCAUGAAAAAAAAGAGUGCAUGUGUGAACCAAAACAUUUUUUGAGAUUUGAUCAAAAUAAAAGGUGAAGGAUGAGUCUCAAUAUAGUAAUUUAUACACACUUCACUUGUAGUUGAAUUAUGUUAAUAUACAUGGUAAUUACUAUUAUCAUAAUGUAUUGUGAUUUUCAGCUGAAAAUUGUUUAAGAAAGCAGUAAAGCAUUAGUAUUUUUCUAUGA
Messenger RNA from Pectinophora gossypiella (pink bollworm), 1540 nucleotides. Its product is annotated as ubiquitin-conjugating enzyme E2 J2-like. The transcript has a single exon. Bases 186 to 866 code for a protein of 226 amino acids. Lineage: Eukaryota; Metazoa; Arthropoda; Insecta; Lepidoptera; Gelechiidae. The record is from RefSeq and is a predicted model, not a curated record.